GCAACGAGACGCUAAGAAUCAACGCCGGAAGAAGUGCCACGGCCGUUUGGAAAGCCGCCGGGUUCUUUUUUACUGUUGCACUCUCUGCGCCAGACCCAAUUUUCGGCCUAGAAGAGAGGCGCCGAACGACUAGCGAAUGCCACACUCGGCUGCCUGCGCGGGUGCUGCUGGUGCUACAUAAAAAGGGCCGCUGGUCCCGCGCUCACAUCCAUUGCGGCAGAUUAAUUGAAGUACUCAAAGAAAGUUAGUACGUGGCAUAGACAUAUACACAUAUACUACCUGGUCAACGCCCCAAUGUCAGAUAAAGCUCCCUCAGAUAUGGCCGCCAAAGCAGCCCAUCACGAGGGAUGGGAUGUCGCGCAAGGCACUGUCCAGCGUGCCAAGAUGUCCCGGACAGUGCUUUUCAAGAUGGACACGAGGCUGCUGCCGGUGCUGGCGCUUCUCUUUCUCUGCUCGUUCCUGGACAGGACAAACGUGGGCAACGCCAAGAUUCUGGGGCUCGAGAAGGACUUAAAUAUCGACGAUGACCAGUAUACACAUGGGCUGGCAGUAUAUUAUGCUACGUAUAUCGCUAGUGAACUCCCGAGCAAUCUUGUUCUGAAAAAGCUUUCAGCAAAGCUUUGGUUACCUGUUUUGACCGUCACCUGGGGCAUCAUUACUGUGGCCCUUGGCUUUGUCCGUGGCUAUGGCAGCUUCAUUGCCGUGCGAGCCCUGCUUGGGUUCGCCGAGGGCGGCUUGGUCCCCGGCAUGAUUCUGUAUCUGACGACGUUUUAUAGCCGUGGAGAAUUGGCGCUGCGCUUUGGUCUGUUUUAUACGGCCGCCUCGCUCUCCGGUGCCUUUGGCGGUCUCCUUGCUAGAGGUCUUUCAGCUAUUGGACCGGCUGGCGGGAUAGCGGGCUGGCGCUGGAUCCUCAUCAUGGAGGGCAUCAUUACUGUCGUUGUUGGUGUCGGGUCGUAUUUUAUGCUGCCGUUGGAGCCUGGAACAGCGCACUUUCUCACCCCCGAGGAACGCGCAUGGGCUGUCCAGCGUCUGGAAGACGAUGCUGGCGGACGAUUCAGCCGCAAAAAGGAACGUGAGGAGGCGUUUAGUUGGUCCGAAGUCCGCCGCGGCGUGUUUAAUAUCCAGGUAUGGCUAAGCUCAACGGCCUACUUUGCCAUCCUGUCUGGGCUAUACUCGUUUGGCCUCUUUCUCCCUACUAUUGUCAAUGAGAUGCGCAUUGCGCCCAACGCCAACCUGGCCCAGCUGUGGACCGUCAUCCCAUAUGCUGUGGCCACGCCCAUUACCGUCCUCGUUGCCCUUUUAUCAGACAAGCUCCGCAUGCGCGGCCCCAUUGUGCUGGGUGUCCUUCCCAUUGCUAUUGCAGGCUAUGCGACUAUUGCCAAUGUCCCGUCUCCAUCUGUCCGUUUCGGCAUGACCUGCCUCAUGGCGAUUGGCAUGUACUGCGCCGUCCCGCCCAUUCUCGUGUGGAACGCAAACAACUCUGCCGGCCACUACAAGCGCGCCACGACGUCGGCGCUGCAGCUGGCUGUCGCCAAUACCGGCGGAUUUGUAUCGAGUAAGCCCGUGCGUUGUGGAUAUGUUGUGUUCUGCGCUGACUCGAGAUAGCCUUUGUGUAUCCAGCCCGUGAUGGGCCAUACUUUCACCGCGGACAUACCAUCAUUCUAGGACUUUUAUGCUAUGCAUGGGUAGCGUAAGGCCCCUUUAACUUACCCGAUGAAAAUUAAACCAUUUGCUAACCGAAAUAGAAUCUUGGCCAACGUGCUUUGGUGCGCAAAGAUUAACCGCGACAAGAAGAACGGCAAGUAUAGUAAAUAUGAUGGCUGCGGCGACGAUCGCGACCCGGGGUUUAUGAUGAUGAUUUAGAAUAAUAUCUUUAAUAUAUGAGUGACUUUUAGCGAGUUAAGUUAUAUAUAAAUCGUUGUUAGUAAAUGUGCAGUCAUUGGUACAAAGAAUACCUUGGCGUUGUGAAGUUUGGUCCGUGAGGCUAUGUUUAUAGUGCAAAUUAAUUGACAGGACAGUAAGCUCGGGUGACGCAGUGGUUAGCGUGCGAGAUUGCAGAUCUUGAAGUCGCUGGUUCGAAUCCGGCUCCGAGCUUGACUUCAUUUUUUGCCAAAUACCACCACUGAAAAGUGGCUUGCUGGUGAAAAAUUUUGCUUCUUUUUUUGGCAGUUAAUUUCGAGUAUGUUUAUAUAUUUAAGUGUUGUUUUUUCUUUCCGGACAAUAUUCACUUUAAUGACUUUAAGGUCCCCUAUUUUGCAAUGGCUUUGGAAUUGUCUGCGUCUGCCUGCUUCUCCGCACCGAUCUCCGCAAGGCUCAAUCAGGCCAAGUACCGAGACUGAACAGGGCCAACACCAGGGCGCGACGAAUACAGCCUCGUUUAUUGUAACGGAGAGCUGUGUGCGUAUAAGCCAUGCACUUUAUGAUCGCAAUACGCAUUUGUAAUAUUUCACAUAAGCCGCCUCCAAGAUUCCAUAGCUUUGCAUUGAUGAGUUCCGCUGCCAUGGCGCAUCCCGCUGAACAGCGGGGUAACCCAGUGACGUCUUUUGGGUCGAUUUCUAAGCAGGCACUCCCCGUGCUUCCGCC
Messenger RNA from [Torrubiella] hemipterigena, 2583 nucleotides. The record is from the annotation of a GenBank genome assembly. Lineage: Eukaryota; Fungi; Ascomycota; Sordariomycetes; Hypocreales; Clavicipitaceae.